Messenger RNA from Anopheles maculipalpis, 591 nucleotides. RefSeq lists its product as uncharacterized. NCBI's taxonomy places the organism in Eukaryota, Metazoa, Arthropoda, Insecta, Diptera, Culicidae. The transcript has 2 exons. The coding region runs from base 22 to 591 and encodes 189 amino acids. The record is from RefSeq and is a predicted model, not a curated record.
CGUUCCCGCGACAGCAAAACCAUGCAAUCAUCCAUCGUACUGCUGGCUACCAUUGCCAUUGGCUGUUUCUUUCUCGAUCCGAGCGCAGGACUCAUGAAGGUGAUAGUGGAUUUCGACCGGUGGGAGCACGUGAAUGGUUCGGACAUUUUCAACGUGGAAAAACUACGUGUACGCAAGUUUAACCGCACACUCUCGGUACUGAACGGAACUGGAGAGCUGCUGAUCGAUCUGACCGACAAAUACGAGUAUGGGCUUAGCUUCUCCCGUAGUGCCCAGGGCAAUAACCAGUACGAUGCGUACCCGAUGAAGCUUGCCUCACGACCAUUUUGCGAGUUUAUAAAAACGCAUUACCACGAGUAUCAGCAUAUAUUUUUAAACUUUACCAAUCUGCCGUACGUACCGGAGGAGGGAAUGUGUCCAUUUCCCAAGGGUGAGUACUGGGUGAAGGAUGCGUAUAUAGACUCUUCCGUCAUACCGAUCGUCGUGCCGGAAGGGUUUUGGCGUGUUACGACCGAGCUGCGGAUCAUCGAUACGGGUGAGAUUGCAGCACGCGGUCACAUGUAUGUGAAGCUGACUAAGGAGUAUGUUUGA